ACAGAAUUUCUAGAAUUAUGAAGAAAUUACAAGCUACAACGAAGACAUUUAUAUGACAUGAUCUGGUGUUAGUAAAUUACAAGCCUGUAUGCAGAUUGAUAUGUAAAAGCUAUAAUGGAGACAUUUAUGUGACAAACAUGUUCUUCUGAAUCAUGGAGGCCGACACCCUCGUGGCUCUGAGGUCCCGCCUGGUGUGCUUGCCGGGCGGCCGCACCAGGCAGCACCUUCCCAUUCUCCUGGUGACGGUGCCGACUCAGCUGCAGCCGUGGACGAAGAAACACCUCGAGAUAGCCAUCGAGUACAUUCUAGGAAUUCUUGAUGAAGAAAGUAAAUCAGAAGGUUUGGCUGUAUUAGUGGAUGGUCAACGAGGAUCUUGGCGUUUAGCCAGAGCCCUUAUUAGACAAAUUAAACAAUUACUGGACCAAAAAAUGUCCAACAUGAUAGUUUUAAGAUCGGACGCUUUUUGGGCAAAACAACGAAUAGAUCAUUGCACUAAACAGGAAAAAGACAAAGAGCCAAUUUAUAUUUCGAAAUCCAGGCUGUCGAAAUAUAUAGAUGACAAUAAUUUACCAGUUGACCUUGGGGGGCAAUAUGAGUACAACCAUACGCAGUGGAUACAAAAUAGAUUGUUAGUAGAUGAAUUUAGUCGCCGUUCUAAAGAAGCAUUGUCACAAUUGCAAGAGGUUAGAUUGCAUUUACUGGAAUGUCGGCAUUCAAGACUUUGUCAAAUGUCAGCGGCCUUGGCCGAAAAUGCAGCCAAAUCGGAAAAGGCGGAGCAAAUGGCGCAAGAUAUACAACGAGCUGGUGAAUCGUUACUCCAGCAAUACCAAUCUCCCAUAGUCAUCCAGCCAAUAUCAUAUUCAUCACACUCCGUAGCAACCGACUGCCAACAAGUCCGAAUACGGUCACCUCAAGAUUUUCUUGAUACUCAAUCAAGAAUUCAAAGAUCCUUGGAAGCGAUUAGCACGGCCAGGUUACAAUCUGAAGAAGCAUGGCUGGAAGCCGAAAAAGCAUACAAUGAAGCACAGGACGCAGAAAAAUUAGGCACUGCUUUGGAUCAAGUCACUGCGUGGAUUUUAGGUCCUGGUGAAAUGCUUCUGAAUGUCAGUCAACGAGUUGGCGGAGAUGCUUCUUCGGCCGAAGCUUUGCUUCGGAAGCACGAAGCCUUAGAAUUACGAUGCAGACUUGCAUAUGCACGUUAUGCGGAACUCAUGAGAAAAGUAGACGUGUUACCGGUUGCAGCAAAAUCCAGAGAAGAUCUAUUAACUCGAAGAGAUUUAAUGGAUUCUGCAUGCAGACAUUUUGCGAUACGAUUAGAACACAGACGAAAUGCUUUAGUAACUUCAGUAAGAUUUCAUCGGUUAGUUGGAGAAUACUUUUCUCGUACUGGUGAAGUUUAUGAAAGGCUGUUGAUGGGUGUAAACGGUGCAACACUUGAACGAGAUGUUAGGGAUGCUGCUGAACAAUUGCGGAUUUUACGCAAACAUCAAAUAGAACUAGAAUCCCUCCAAUGUGCACUUCGCCGUGCGGGUGAGCGUCUUUGCUGUCCAAACACCACAAAUAUUAAUUCCCAGAAAGUACCUAACGUGUUUGCAACCAAGCCAACAUCUCCAACGCAACAAUAUUUCUCAUCGACACCUAUGUCCCAGCAAUCUAAUCAACCGUUCAGCGCCAAUACACUUUUCUCGUCAGACGCGUCUCCCUCCUUUCUCGACCUGGUCAAAGUCAAAGGAGCCUUGGACGCGGCGGCCGCUCGCGGUUCUCUGUUUACCGACGGGCUCGAGCUGCGCCUUCUUACUCUGCAACAACUGCAGCAUGUGGGAUCAUACGAGACUGAAGCUGCACGUGCUAAAGAAUGGCUCGAUGAUUUGGUUUUAGCAGUACGUAAAGAAUAUAUAACUGUCGGGUGUAAUGAGGAAGAGAUAAGGAUACAGAGGGAUCGACAAGCCGCUUUGCAGAAAACAGCAGAGAGUACCUACAAAUACGGCAAACAGCUCCUGGAAGCUGCGGCAUGUUUACGGAGCGCGUGCAGACUUUCAUCCGCCGACAACUGCCGUCAAUGUGGGGAACUCGAGAAGGCCUGGAACGCGCUUCGAACCGCCAGCGACGAACAGAUGACCCGACUCAGAGUGUGCGCUGUAUUCCAUCGAAGCACGGCCCAUCAGUGUCAUCGGUUACGCGAGUUAAUUGAAAUGGCAACAUGUGGCGCAGCUAUGGACACCGAACAAAGGGAAAAAGAAAAGGAUCAGGUUUUACAAGAGGUUGGACGUAUGGUACGAUUAGGUAGACUUUUGCGAACACGCUUGAAAGAAGCCAUUCUUGUCGGCGAUAAGAUGUCAUUUUCGAACGAGCAGCCAAAUGCUUCCGCCAUCGAGGCGAUAAGUAAAAAAUUGACAGAAGUAACCAGCUUGGCUGAACAGUUGGAUGCUGCAUUAAGAUCUGCUCAAGAUACACAAAAUGAAAAUGCAUCCCGCUCUCUGUCUUCUGAAGAAGCCUGCACUGAAGAUGCGCGAUCAGAGUCCGAAGACUUCAUAACCGCCUCCGAAUGCACCUGCACUCCACAAUCACGUUCGUCAUCUUACCAUACCGCCUCAGAGUGCGGAACAUCACCUUGGCUUGACCAAGAACUUGAUUCAACGCAACCGCAGGGGAUAACUAGCAUUCCCAUCGCCAGCACCCCUUUGUCGAGCCCCAGUCAAGUCACAAGUAAAUUGAUGAGAGAAAUAGCUGAAUCGCGAUCUUUUAAGGCCAGACAAUCCCAAAUGAGGAUGGAAGAUGAACUGAGAAAUAAAGACAAAGAUUCGGGAGACUCGUACGACAUUAGAGACCAGGUAAAUGGAGAAGCACCUGAUUAUGCCUGGGGGAAAUACUAUCAUUCUUACAUGAGCAAACAAGCCAUAAAAGGUUGUUUGUAAGUUCAGAAUUUAGAUUUGAUAUGUGUAUUAAUUCUUCAUGUACUCUAUACCCCUGCCUAAUACGCCUGUUCUAGCACGUUGUUAUAUGUCUAUCUUAUUGAAAUUGUAGGGU
Molecule: messenger RNA, 3027 nt
Organism: Ctenocephalides felis (cat flea)
Lineage: Eukaryota; Metazoa; Arthropoda; Insecta; Siphonaptera; Pulicidae
Product: SEC14 domain and spectrin repeat-containing protein 1-B
Exons: 14
Coding region: 153-2915 (920 amino acids)
Source: RefSeq, a predicted model, not a curated record